AUGGCGAGCUUGUGUCCCAAUGCAGCCAACCAAUCAGAAUCAGCGGGCGGGGCUUUGGCGCCGGGGCGAGUGCAGGAGCUGCGAGCUCAUUCAGAGUCCGCGCUAACAGGUGACGAUAUGGAGGGUGAAAGGUUAACAGUAACAGUAGAUCAGACACAGCACGGCCGUUUGGGCUUCAGCGUUCGAGGAGGAGCAGAGCACGGCCUAAACAUCUUCAUCAGCAAAGUGGAGCCCAGCAGUGCUGCAGAGCAGGCCGGUCUGUGCGUGGGUGAUAAGCUGCUGGAGGUGAACGGUAUCAGUCUGGAGAACAUCAGCAUGAGCAGUGCAGUAAAGGUCCUAACGGGUCACCGCCGUCUCCGAUUGGUUCUCCAGAGGGUGGGCUGGGUCCCAGGAGUCCGAUACUGCAACGAGAAAACCACCUGGGUAGAUCUGAUCCACAGGAGGAUGGUGGUGGACGAAGGAGGAGCCGCUGUCCCAGACCGUCGCUCAGAUGCAGCUCUGUGUCGGACAGUUCAUCUACAGACGUCCCUCUGUCAGCCGUAUCUGGGGCUCAACAUUCGCGGGGGCACCGAGUACGGCCUCGGCAUCUACGUCUCAAAGCUGGAUCCCGGAGGGCUGGCGGAGCAGGGUGGGAUUAAGAUGGGGGAUCAGAUCCUGUCCGCUAAUGGAGUGAGCUUUGAGGAUGUCACUCACAGCAGAGCGGUGGAAGUCCUGAAAAGCCAAUCACACAUCACACUGAUUAUAAAGGAGGCGGGGAGAUACCCUGCGUAUCAGGAGAUGGUGGCCGAAUACACCUGGAUGGACAAACGGAGCAGUAAAAUGUUCCAUUCCUCCUCUCAGGGCUCAGACUCGCACUCCUCCGCCUCCUCUCUGUCCUCUGGGACGCUCCUAAGCUCCAUGACUGGACUCUCACAGGCCACGCUGCCUCUCUGCCAGCCCUUUGGAGGCCAAAUGGCCGACAUGUCCAGCUUCAUUGAGGGCCAGUUUUCUCUAGACCACUCUGAUGAGGCUGUCCACACAGAGCAAAUGGAAACGAGCUUGAGCCGAGGCCCCACUGAGCUACUGCAGGACUCCGCCAUCCGUUAUGAAGGAGGAGAGGAGAACAGAAGAGAAGGAGAAGAAAAGAAAGAGGGGAGAAAGACGUCUGUCCUGAUGGCUCUAAGCAGGCCUAGUCCACCCGUACACAGGACACUGAGCCACAUGACUGUGUCAGAGGACGAGCAGAGGAAAAAGAAGAGGAAGCAGAGGGAGAGCAGAGAGGAAGGCAGGAGUCCACUGCAGCGCUCCAGAACUUUAUUUGGCCUGCGCUGGAAGAGGAAUUCCUCCAAAUCCCCGUCCAGAUCCGAGCCUGGCUGUGGGACUAAGAAUCAUGGAUUGUCAGACCUGGACUUGCUUACUCAGGUAGAGGAGAUGGCCACUAAACUGCUGGAAGAGGAGGAUGCGGCUGUGGUCAUGGAGAUUUGUAGGCGGUACUCAAGAGAGCAGGAGCUAAAGGCUCUAGUGCUCCCCCUGCUGGCCAUCCUGGACAGGCCAGAGAAGCUCCUGCUUUUGAGGGAGAUCAGAAUGCUCGUCAUUAAGGAUGACCUCCAACAGUUUAACAGUAUGGUGGCUCCCUUUGAAGAAGAGGCCUAUGACGUGCUGAAAAGACGUUCUCGAAGGUCUUCCCCUCUUCGUUCCCCAAAGGCUGGCCACACCCCCAAACGGCACCUUAUUACACCUGUACCUGACCAGCAAGGUGGCUUUGAGCUUCAGGAUGCUGAGGAUCUGGACCGACAGAACCGGCUGCUGGAGGAAUUGAAGCAUCUUCACGUGACUCAGCAACAGGGCGAGAUGUCAGAGGCCUCCAGAUCUUUCUCCCCUCUGCUGGACAUCCCUGUUGACAGCUAUUCUCACUCAGAUUCCCUCAAACCGUCGAGAAAGUCUCCCAUGCUCCCCAACUGGCUGCUGACCAAGAACACGUCUCCUGCCACAGACAACGGCAUGGUCAUCUCAGAUGAAGAUCAGUCUCAUUUGGAAAAUUCCGGCACAAAAAAGUGGAGGUUCCCCUUUAGAAAUGGACAUUCAGAGAAUAAAGCUAACAGGCCAGAAAAUGAGGAACAGGAUGUUUUUUUCACUGUAGUGGACACUACUCGCCCCAAGAGGCCGCUGUUGUCCCAGGUCUUUGGUCCACUCAAGAGAUCACAGAGCUCCACAGUGCCCUCUACAGGACACAGUGGACAAAAGCAGAAGAGUAAACAUGGUCUGGUGCGUUCUGGUUCUGAGGGCAGUCACCAUGAUGGCCAUACUGACCAGGACUAUGAACUCAAAACUGUCAGCAUCAGCAAGACCAAGCAGUCACUUGGGAUCAGCAUUUCUGGUGGCGUGGAGUCCAGGGUGCAGCCUAUGGUCAAAAUAGAGAAGAUUUUUCCAGGAGGGGCUGCAUCUUCUAAUGACAUACUGAAGGGUGGGUUUGAGCUGGUAUCAGUAGAUGGAGUUUCCCUGCAAGGCAUCACUCAUCAAGACGCUGUGGAGAUCAUCCGCCAAGCUUUCAGCAACAAACUAGUGGACCCCAUGGAGCUGGUGGUGAAGGUCCCAAGCACUCCUGAGUCGACUGAGUGAUGGACAACAGUACGCCUUAAACCAGAACACUGAGAGAACAAAGACCCAAGGGAGGGGGUCAGCAGAGUCCUCCUCCGUUCAGACUUUGUUGAAGGCAUUGAAAUGUUUUAGUGAUUGUGGACACAAACAUCCUUUCGGUGCACUGCCACUGCUAUCAUGAGCAAAAUAUGAACGUAUGAGUCAAAAGACAUAGAAGGCUUUCAAAAUAAUAUUUAAAAAAUUGCCUUAAAACUUUAAAUAUUAUGCACAUGUUUGUAUCUCAACAAUCUGUGACAUGUGUUGAUAUUUGUUUGACACCUUUUAAAAUGGUACAGAUUGAGGGGAGACUCCGUUUUAUUACCUGGACAAUUUUAGGUGAU
This is a messenger RNA of Pygocentrus nattereri (red-bellied piranha), 2957 nucleotides long. RefSeq names its product PDZ domain containing 7b (gene pdzd7b). The transcript has 15 exons. Gene Ontology annotation, molecular function: protein binding. Gene Ontology annotation, cellular component: stereocilia ankle link complex; plasma membrane; cilium. The coding region runs from base 1 to 2598 and encodes 865 amino acids. Gene Ontology annotation, biological process: sensory perception of sound; auditory receptor cell stereocilium organization. The record is from RefSeq and is a predicted model, not a curated record. NCBI's taxonomy places the organism in Eukaryota, Metazoa, Chordata, Actinopteri, Characiformes, Serrasalmidae.